UGCAAUGGCAGACAAAUGACAAAAUGAAAUUCAAGUUGUGCAUUUUUCAAAGUUUUUAAUAUUGUUGCAUGAUUAAAUACAUGUGUGAAAAGCACACGAGUCUUCUAAAUGUCUCUAAAAUCAGACGGACACGCUGUGUCGCGGCGAAAAGCCCUGAAGGUCGCCGUAGCAGCACUUUGUUCUGAAACUGGAUUUGGUCAUGCAGAAAAUGCAGCACUGGAAACUUUGACAGAAAUGCUUCAAAGCUUUUUAUCUGAACUUGGUCGCAGCGCUAGAGGAUUUACUGAAUUGUCAGGUCGCACUGAAUCGAUGCUUAGUGAUGUUGUCAUGGCACUUAUUGAGAUGGGUGUUAAUGUACAGUCUAUACCUGCUUAUGCAAAAAGGCCCAACAAAACGGUCUUUAUUCCUCCUCCACUCAGCACAGCAGUACCCAACCCAAGAACACUACAAACAGCUGAGAAGAAACCACACCCAUCACAUAUUCCAGAUUAUCUUCCAGUGUUUCCCGAUCCUCACACCUACAUCAAAACACUGACCCACAAGGAACCACUAAAUGAGUAUCAACAUGUGCGGGAGAAAGCAGCUUCACAAAAACGUGACGUAGAGAGAGCUCUGACCCGCUUCAUUGCCAAGACUGGAGAAACACAGAGCCUUUUUAAAGAUGAUGUCAAUGCCUAUCCAUUAAUAGCGGUCAAGCCUGUUGCACUUCCAUACCUCGAUGCACUCCUGCCGAAGGAUCAAGAUCUUGAUGCUCAAGAACCAAAGGAUUUGGAGGAACCUGUUACAAAACGUCCAAAGGAAUCCUCUUUGCAAGGUCUAGAAUCCAGGACUUUACAAGACUCCCAGAAUGGUGGUUCUGAUCUUCAGUUAUCUCAGACCUUACCGGCUCAGGAUUCCAUAGACUCGGAUGCAAUAGACAAUCCCUACUUAAGACCAGUUCGAAUGCCAAAGAAAAGAAGAAGAUAAAAAGUUUCAUGUGUUAAUUCUUGUGGUGGAAUGAAAAGUCAAAUUCUGGUGCUGGUUAGCUAACAUUCUAACUGACAGUACAGUAAAUUUUCUGUUUUGUGAAUGGAGUAACUGAAAAUGUCAAAAAGCAUUUAAAAUAUUACUCCUUUUCAAGCAUUAGUUCAAACUAGAAAAUAAUAUAAGAAUUUUUUGUGAUUUAUCGAUGUACAACAGUCACAAAUUGUAUUAAAUAAUGUAGCGUAGCGAAGCUGUUUUAUACUAAAUUUGUGACAGCUAUACUUAAUAAAUUCUCAAAAACUGGCAAA
Messenger RNA from Gigantopelta aegis, 1271 nucleotides. Its product is annotated as transcription initiation factor TFIID subunit 8-like. Gene Ontology annotation, biological process: transcription initiation at RNA polymerase II promoter. Lineage: Eukaryota; Metazoa; Mollusca; Gastropoda; Neomphalida; Peltospiridae. Gene Ontology annotation, molecular function: protein heterodimerization activity. The record is from RefSeq and is a predicted model, not a curated record. Bases 109 to 966 code for a protein of 285 amino acids. The transcript is spliced from 6 exons. Gene Ontology annotation, cellular component: transcription factor TFIID complex.